AGCUUGACAUUGCGGUGUCUAUCAACAUGAUGUGAGAACCCGGCUGCGUAUCGACUCACCGAUGACAUAGAACCUAGUUUUAAUAUGCGGCUUAUUGAAGCGGUCAAGCAUAGUCGUUGUCUUUACGAUUCUACAGACCGGCAGUAUCGAAGUACGGAGUACAAGAUAAAGGUGUGGAAUCGGCUCGUGCAAGUGCUCGGCUUUGACGGAGACUCACGGACCCUAUAUGCUAGAUGGAAACAGCUGCGAGAUAAGUAUGGAAAAGAAAAGCGAAAAGUAAAGUAUCAAGGUGAUCAGUCUACCUGGCAAUACUACAAACAUCUGUCGUUCUUGGAUCCUCACAUGAUAGAUAGACAGUCGGUGGAAUCUCCUGCAAGAAAAGAGCAUCCCGAUGUGCAAGUGACUGUAACAGAUCCAUCCUUCGGUACUAAUUUGAUUGAAGAAGUUCGCUCUCAUCCGUGUCUCUUCGACAUCCGCGAUCCGAAGUACAGACAUUCUGAAUGUCGCAAUCAAGCUUGGCACAAUGUUAUUGCGCAUCUGAAUUAUCCAGGUGACGUCAACUCUAUCUACAAACAAUGGAAAAAGAUUCGCGAUCGAUACGUCCGUGAGAAAAGAAGACUGCGAAUGCAGCGAGACAAUGGAGUGCACGAAGAAAGCACAUGGGACCUCUUUCCUCAGAUGACUUGGAUCGACCCAUAUCUGGAUGAACGCGCUCAGCUUCUGAAACAAGUGAAGAGGAAGCAUGAUGAUGAUUUGUCAGACUAUGGCGAAUUGGAUGAUAUGGUCAGGUCUGGAUCGGGUUUGGGCUACAUGCUACCGGAUAAAAGAAACGAAGGCGGUGCUGAUGUGCUUCUUGAUGGAGACAGCGCGUUCGCAGCUUCAGCUGUGUCAGAUCUACGCACUCUUCCGGAGCACGCAAGGGCCAUUGCUAAGGCUCAAAUUGAAGCAAUCUUCGACUCCUGCGUGAAAACUGUGUUUUGA
This is a messenger RNA of Cylicocyclus nassatus, 981 nucleotides long. Lineage: Eukaryota; Metazoa; Nematoda; Chromadorea; Rhabditida; Strongylidae. The record is from the annotation of a GenBank genome assembly.